Ochotona curzoniae (black-lipped pika) is the source of this 3089-nucleotide messenger RNA. It is a transcript of the gene CUNH6orf62, whose product is annotated as chromosome unknown C6orf62 homolog. The record is from RefSeq and is a predicted model, not a curated record. Bases 1193 to 1882 code for a protein of 229 amino acids. Lineage: Eukaryota; Metazoa; Chordata; Mammalia; Lagomorpha; Ochotonidae. The transcript is spliced from 5 exons.
GAGGGUAGGGGUGGGGGGCCUGGGCGGUGGAAACUGGUGGUCCCCCGGGCGCCGCCUGGGACUUGGGCGAAAAACCCCGCCACCUUUGGCCCCGGCCAUGCUCACGCCAAGAUAGACCGCGCUCUCCACCACCUCGAUCGGGGCCGCCCUCGCAGGGGAAUGUAGGGCUCGUUGCCGGGCUGACCCGCCUCUUCCCCCUCCUCCCCCCGGUGUGAGGGUCCAGUGCAGGGUGUUAGGGUCCCGGGAGUUCCCUCAGGUCUCGCCACCGCCGGAUUAACUUAACAACACCGUGUCCCCUUUCCCUCUGCCAUCAUGAUUGUCCUUGGCAGCAGCGCUGGCAGCCGCCUGUGGGUGAAAACGUGGGUGAUGGGGAAGUCGGCCGUGACUCCGCUGUUUUUUCUCCUGGCUCCUUUGGGCAACAGCUGUCCGCCGCCGGUAUACACUGUAGUUGAUUGCAGGGAAACCCUGGACCUCGCCCCUUCCUUCUCGACCGAUUUUGCACUUCUCUCUUUGCUCACCGCCCAGUGUAAUCAAUAACAGGCACUGACAAUACAUAGCAAUAGUGAAAUCUGAAAUAACUACGAGUUAAUUAGGUACUACAGCCAUGGUGCUGGCUGGGUAAAAUCCAAUUGGCCAUUUCAGUUUCAUUCCCUAUCCUUUUUUGCGGUUUUGUUUUUGUUUUGUAUUUGGGAAGCAAGGAUUACAUUUCCCCCUCCCCCCUCCCCGGUCGUUCCUUUUAUUCCCUUUACUUCAAACGGGAGGGCGGAAUACGGAUGGAUGUUAAGGAUUGGACUGGUGUCAGCUGUGUUUUAUUACACACCUAAAUCCUGAUAAUAGGCUUUGCCUCCUGUCCGGGCGCCUUCCUCCCUCCCCAACCUAUUUUUUUUUUUUUGGCACUUGAGCCACAUGUAUUUUCCAGAAAGUUAGUUCACGUUUUCUCUCCUUCCUUUCCUCCCCCUCCCUCCCUCUUCCUUCCCCCACCUGAUUCCAAACAUGACUGGGCAGCAGGUUUUGUUUGUUGGCCGUCUGCUCUUGUUGCCAGAAGGUGCAGUUCUGGGGUUACAGUUGUGAUUUUAGCUACUAUAUUAGCAGGAAAAAAAAAUGACUUGUUUCUGUUGUACUUGAGUCUUAAGAAAAGUGCCCAUAGUUUAGUGACAAUUUCCAAAGGCUUUAGUACCACCUGUAUUUCAAAAUGGGGGACCCAAACUCCCGGAAGAAACAAGCUCUGAACAGACUACGUGCUCAGCUUAGAAAGAAAAAAGAAUCUCUAGCUGACCAGUUUGACUUCAAGAUGUAUGUUGCCUUUGUAUUCAAGGAGAAGAAGAAAAAAGCAGCACUUUUUGAAGUGUCUGAAGUUAUACCAGUCAUGACAAAUAAUUAUGAAGAAAAUAUCCUGAAAGGUGCGCGAGAUUCCAGUUAUUCCUUGGAAAGUUCCAUUGAGCUUUUACAGAAGGAUGUGGUACAGCUCCAUGCUCCUCGAUACCAGUCUAUGAGAAGGGAUGUAAUUGGCUGUACUCAGGAGAUGGAUUUCAUUCUUUGGCCUCGGAAUGACAUUGAGAAAAUUGUCUGUCUCCUGUUCUCUAGGUGGAAGGAAUCUGAUGAGCCUUUUCGGCCUGUUCAGGCCAAAUUUGAGUUUCAUCACGGUGACUAUGAAAAACAGUUUCUGCAUGUACUGAGCCGCAAGGACAAGACUGGAAUUGUUGUCAACAAUCCUAACCAGUCAGUGUUUCUCUUCAUUGACAGACAGCACUUACAGACUCCAAAAAACAAAGCUACAAUCUUCAAGUUAUGCAGCAUCUGCCUCUACUUGCCACAGGAACAGCUCACCCACUGGGCAGUGGGCACCAUAGAGGAUCACCUUCGUCCUUACAUGCCAGAAUAGAGACUGAUCAGCAAAAUGGAGAAGAUCAGAGAAUGCAGCAGCAGUUUUUCUUUUCUUGUUUUCUUACCACUUUAUUCUUUCAGCGUUUAAGGAAAAUGGACUCAUGCACAGAACACUAUGCAUUCAUCCUGGAUUUUUUUUUUUUUUUAGUCAUUUGAAUCUCAGAACUUAAAACAAAUUAGAUGUCUUCUGCACAGACUGUGUGAAAGAAGAUGCUUUGCAUAUUUGCUGCACUGCAUCAGCAUCUUACUAAAAAUGUGAAAUGAAAGGACUACUGUACACUGAAAUGCUUAAAUGUGUCUGAAAGCACAAGGUGAUAACUCACUUUUGAUGGUCUUCCCAUUUGUCCUGGGUUUUGCCUCUGACAUCUGUCAUCAGUAUUUAGAGGGUGAAAAGUGAAUGUAACAGGUAUAAAUAAUAUUUCAAAAAGCUUGAUAGCUUUGAUAUAAUCACUGUUCCAGAGCACCAUCAGAUUCAUUCUAAUGACCAGAAGUGGUUGUUUAAAAAGAAUACAACCAUGGGAAAGAAAUCUUAAGUGAAAAAAAACAUCUCAUUGUAGGCAUUCUUGCCUCAUCUUACUGGGCCGUAUUUGUUUCCUGGUACUCAUGUAUUUUUUUUCCCAGAUCUCUUUCCCCAAGUUGCUGUUACAGAUUUUUCUGCUGAGUGUGGCUGCAGUUGUACACCUUAAAGCAGAUCUGGAGUCUGAAGUAGCUAAUGCAGCUAUAAAACUGAGAAAUACAAAGCUGCAAAAACCAUGGUAGGUAGAGGACUUUGCUUUUUGGUUUUAAAGAGAAGAGAUUUUAAUGACAAAAUUCCAGUGAUUGUGCAGAAAUACUGGUUUCUACACCUUUCUAAAGAAAAACUACCAGAGUUUUUGGAGUAGAAAAAGUUAUAAAAGUUGAGAUCUUAAAUUGUAAAAACAAAACAAAAAACAUGAGUGUCAAAGUUCUAAAAGCAGAACUCAUUUUGUGCAAUGAACAUAAGGAAAGACUACUGUAUAGUUUUUUUUUUUUCCUUUUAAAUGAAGAAAAGCUUUGCUUAAGGGUUGCAUACUUUUAUUGGAGUAAAUCUGAAUGAUCCUACUCCUUUGGAGUAAACUAAUGCUUACCAGUUUCCAAUUGUAUUUAGCUUCUGGUUGGAAUUUGAAAAAAUGAAAACCUAAAUAAAAUAGGUGGAAGUUCCCUGACUAUUCAGGUGAAUACACAAA